Molecule: messenger RNA, 356 nt
Organism: Plectropomus leopardus (leopard coralgrouper)
Lineage: Eukaryota; Metazoa; Chordata; Actinopteri; Perciformes; Serranidae
Source: RefSeq, a predicted model, not a curated record
GUUAAAAACCUUCUUUGAACGUUCCUCUGGUUUCCCAAAAAGCGACGGACAGCAGAGCGAAGAGGGAGUCAAAUCUCGAAGGUCAAAGUUGAGGGCCAUGGCUCGUGGGCAGCAGAAGAUUCAGUCUCAGCAAAAGAACGCAAAGAAGGCAGCAGAGAAGAAGAAAGGUCAGGGCGCUGACCAGAAGACUGCAGCGAAGGCCGCGCUGGUCCACACCUGUCCUGUCUGCCGGACGCAGAUGCCUGACCCCAAAACCUUCAAGCAGCACUUUGAGAGCAAACACCCCAAGUCUGCCAUGCCUGCUGAGCUGGUGGAUGUUCAGGCGUAAAGACCUGCUGAGAGGACCUGAACCUGGU